Molecule: messenger RNA, 291 nt
Organism: Penicillium cinerascens
Lineage: Eukaryota; Fungi; Ascomycota; Eurotiomycetes; Eurotiales; Aspergillaceae
Exons: 1
Coding region: 1-291 (96 amino acids)
Source: RefSeq, a predicted model, not a curated record
AUGGUGAUCGGGUGGCUCACCGUCCCGGAGACAUUAUACUCUGUCGAGGAGAAGACUCCAUCAGAUCAAAGGGAAACCCCAACACGAGUGGUGGGGAUUGGCCAGAGAGUGGCUCCCCCUUGCACGGGGAGUUACGUACGACGCGGUAUGUGGGAUGAAGAUCUCGGCGCCCGCCGUGCCGUGUGCUUUAACGAAACCCUCUAUACCUCUGAUCUCUAUGAAGUCCAAGUCCCCGAUGAUCGACUCGGAAGUCAUGCACCGGACCACAUGGAAUCUCAGGCCGGAUGCUGA